GAGGAGGCCCAGGUGGUGGCCAACAACGAUGAGAAGAGGACCUUCUCUGUCACCUACGUCCCCAAAGUGGCGGGGCUGCACAAGGUGACGGUGCUGUUUGGGGGGCAGAACAUCCCCGGGAGCCCCUUUGGGGUGGGGGUGGCGAUGGCUCACGGCGAUGCCAGCAAAGUGUCUGCGCGCGGCCCCGGCAUCGAACCCAGCGGCAACGUGGCCAACAAACCCACCUACUUCGACAUCUACACCGCAGGCGCGGGUUCGGGUGACGUCGGGGUGGUGUUGGAGGACCCCGCGGGACGCCGUGACACCGUGGAGGUGACAUUGGAGGACCGCGGGGACAGCACCUUCCGCUGCUCCUAUCGGCCCACCCUGCCCGGCCCCCACCGCGUCGCCGUCACCUUCGCCGGAGCCCACAUCCCAAACAGCCCCUUCUGCGUCAACGUGGCCGAAGCGUGCAACCCUUCGGCGUGCCGUGCGUGGGGGCGGGGGCUGCAGCCCAAAGGGCUGCGCGUGCACGAGACGGCCGACUUCCGCGUGCACACCAACGGCGCCGGCAGCGGCGAACUGCGCGUCACCGUGCGCGGACCGCAGGGCACAGAGGUUCCGGUGUCGGUGCGCCCCACGGCUGAUGGCGUUUAUGAGUGCGAAUACCGCCCCACUGUGGCCGGGACCCACAGCGUCUCCAUCACGUGGGGGGGAUACAGCAUCCCGAGGAGCCCCCUGGAGGUGGAGGUGUCUCCGGCCGCGGGCGCUCAGAAGGUCCGUGCGUGGGGGCCGGGGCUGCACGGCGGCGUC
Messenger RNA from Gallus gallus (chicken), 792 nucleotides. RefSeq names its product filamin-C-like. Gene Ontology annotation, molecular function: actin filament binding. Gene Ontology annotation, biological process: actin cytoskeleton organization. NCBI's taxonomy places the organism in Eukaryota, Metazoa, Chordata, Aves, Galliformes, Phasianidae. The record is from RefSeq and is a predicted model, not a curated record.